UCCGGCUGCAUGCGCACUGGCGAUGACAUUUGGAGCGUAUGGUCUAACAUUCCCCAACAAGGUAGAUUUGCGCCAUUUUACCCCCUGGGAUUAAUAUUCUGUUGCCGUGGUCUCGUCAAUCAAAUCUUCUCGUGAGAUGAUCUGCAGGUAAGGAAUCGAGGAGGAGAGAAAAGAAAUUCAGCAUGAACCGCUUUCACGAGGCUGCACGAGAUGGCCACUUGGAUUCACUGCGAGAUGCGACUCGGCGCGAAGCCAACAAACCAGACGAUACGGGCCGAACACCAACAUUAUGGGCGGCAUAUCAGGGCAACACAGACGCACUACGUAUACUCGUUUCUAGAGGGGGCAACCCAGAUGUGUGCGACAUUCAGGGCCACACCGCUCUGCACUACACUGCCCUCUCUGGCCACGUCAACACCGCUACCUUCCUGGUGUCCUUCGGGUGUAAUGUCUGGGCCCUGACCAACGACCACCGGACCGCCCGGGAUCUGGCCGCCGAGAACAACCACAAAGCCUGCUUGACCCUCUUGGACGAGGUGAUGGCUGAGCAGUCGGCCAAGAACCGGAAAGAGGUCAAGAAACUAAAGGAGAAGGCCAUGGGCGAUGCCGACAAGCGAGCCAAGAAGCUGCAAAAGAUGCAGGCGGAACACACAAAGUGGCAAAAGAAGGAGGAGAAGAAAGAAGCCAAGCAGAGCGGUUUGUACAAGAAGAAAGCUGGUGGGAAGAAGGAAGGAUCUAGCCCAGCGGUUAGAAGGCCGCAUCGAAACAGCACCGGGGCGAUGUUCUCAGAGAUCACUUCCUCCAACAAUAGGGGGCGCUCCAAAUCGUCACUGGUCCCCGGGGCCCAACACUCCGAGGACAGCCUCAGCAGGUCGACCGCAGACUCUAGGUCCAACGCCAGCGACCGCAACGACGACAACAGUAGUGACGAGGACGAGGCCAAACGGCCCGAUAUUCGGGAGCAGGGCUUCUGGCAGCCGUUUGCCGGCUCCAACAUCGCCUCAACUGUUCAGAGUUUACCGUCUAGGAAGCCCGGGGAAGCUGAUGUCACACAGGAGGAGGACUUGCUCAACGACGUGGACAUUGACCACGAAUACGGAAAAACCAACGGUGAUCCCAAUGUCCCCAAAAUCUACGUUAGUAAGCCGGACGAUCGCAGACAUUCAUCGACCGAUCAGAACUCGAACGAGCUGGACUGGAAUCCAGACGACCUGGACGACGAUGACGACGACGACGUCGGGCCAAGCACCAGCGAUCUGGAGUUCUUCCUGGCCGUGCAUAACCUACUGGAUUACCUGCCGGUGUUCACCCGCGAGGAAAUUGAUCUCACCGCGCUCAUGCUGCUCCACGACGAUGACUUUGUCAAGCUCGGUCUACCCCUGGGUCCGAGAAGGAAACUGACCGAUGCCAUCUCUCGACGAAGAGAAGCAGUGAACAACCCGGGAGUUAUGAAAGACACUUAUUUUUAGAUAGAAUGACAUAUUCAGUUACAGCCAUCUGCGUCGAUUUUGAUUUUCCGCAGUUGGCUUGGUCUCUGGUGCCAUCUUCAUUUCUGCCCAACUUCAACCAAAUCAAAGUAUUCAAAACUUUGCCGCUUAUUAAAGGAUUUGACGACGAACCUUUAGAGACAGAGUUAGGAGCCUGAACAUCUCCCAAAGCCACUGAGCCGAUGACAUGCAAAACCAAGAUUUGGAAUGGAUUAAGCAAAUUCCAAACAGUAAUGGCUGCCGCCGAACAGCAAAUUGCGCAGCGCACCAAUACUGAAGUCCCGACAGUUAGUUUUUCCAGUGCAUAAUGGGGCCCACAGAUAUUUGCAGCUUCGCUUAUCGACAAUGCAUUAUACGCAGCUACUGAUAAUCAAAAAUGCGAUCAAUCUCUGUUGAUUGGUUCGACUAGCCACUGUCAGUUGUCGUGGAUUACCGAUGUUCUCGAUCCACAAAGCGGCUAUCAGACAAUGAUAGUAAGCCCAGCUUCGCUUCAAGCGUUCUGAGUGUUCUUGGGUAGAGAUGUAGGAGUAAUCAUUGCUAAAUAAGGAUACUGACUCACAUCACCUGCUUCAUUAUUUACCGUCUGUAUCGCACUGGAAAAAGCUAAGUCAAAAUGACAGCAAAGUGUCGAGUGUAUAGAAUUGCUUGGAUCUUUGCUGCCAUUUGUAUUGCAUGAUAUUGUGCGAAUGACCACGCCGGCCAACGGUCUCUGAAGAUAACACAAGCAUCUAGGGGAAACUGGACGUGACCGCUUAGUAACGGCGCAUGCGUUAUUUUUGGCCAAAGGGGAAUAAUUAAGAUACGACCAAUGACGGUAUGUAAACAAAGUGACAACCAUUUAUAAUGGAGAUCGGUAGUUACAAGCCAUAAUGACGAUUUGCUAUACUGGUGGACGCAUGUGCGCAAUUCCAACUAUCCAAUUGUGUGCUAUUCGGGAAAAAUGGAACUGGACUUUCUUUUCUAACUUGGUGCUCGAUACUUCGACGAUUGUCAGAAAGUUCUAGAUUUCUCAAGUGAAGAGGCCCACGCCACACACAACAGAGUAAUUGUAAGAUACAGAACGGUUAAUUAACUGUUAUAGAAUUUCGGGGGUAAAAAGUGAACUCGCAAAUCUUGGGGCAGAACUUCAAAUCACGACAUUUGUCAUAAGCAAUGCCAGGCUGACAUUUUCAAAAGAAAAUACUGUACUACGUUAACAGAUUGUUGAAAUAUUUUAUAUUUUAUCGGAGCAAUUUUUAUCACACAAGUCUAAAUCCAACGCAUGGAGUACCCAAUCGCUCAACCAAUCAUCCGUGCUCGAAUGCUUGUCAUUCUCUUUCAGCCAAUAAACUUGGACAUUUUGAAGGUGUUGUCUGAAAUACAAACAUUCGAAUCGCUCAAGGUUGUAAAUAUUAAUGAGGAGCAGUAAACAGGCAGUGAAUAAGAAAAGGUAAAAUUGCUGGUACAAAUGAUCUCAGUGGUUACCACUUUUCGUGGUUCAAUCAGGAAAUUUAUCGAAGUCUUGAACUGUCAAUUUCAACUUGAAACCACGUCCAUUGCCAGGGCUCCUUUGUAUUGAAACAUGAGAUCGGCGGUUACUAUGUACCCCCGCCACAAAUAAUUGAUAAUGAAUUGUAUUUUGUGUGAAAAUUGCGCAUUUCUCACAAAGACACCGUCAAGUCAGCUCUUUUAAUGUAACACUUGGACAGUCGUUUCUUAUGCUGAAGGCUGCAAAACAGUUUGUGCAAAAGUAAGUCAUUGGAAAUUCUUAUUUAAUUUUUUUCCAACGCAUGGGAAAAUCUGCCUCAUUCCAUAUAACCACACAGGGCUAAUAAUCGCUCACAGUUUCAGCCCUCAUUGAUAAAUUCUGAGGCGACCCCACUGUCUUCUCAUAACGCUGACUGAAAGUCCUGAUUUGUGAAGAGUAACACCACAGAUCCAAUUUUGAUGAGUGAAAAACAGAAGGGGUUCUCCUCUCUCAUGCUGUAACAAGCGACAAAUUACACCCGGUGUGAUACAAUCACAACUCAAGUUUUGUCGCAUGAAAGAGCCAGUCAUUGGUGUUUUGUCACACCCCCCCGCCUUCUCCAACUUUAUUUACUACUACUAAGCAUCGCCACAAGAACAAGUCAUGACCAUCACAAGACCAGACAAGACCUCCAGUAUGAUUGAAAACGCAAGCUGUUCAAACGAACUGCUGUUAUUAAAGCAUAUUGCUUUCAUUGUUCAUUGCGACUAGUCUUGUGAACGGUUUUGUCUGGUCUUAUCUGAGAAUCGUUAUCAGCUGCCUUUCUAAUUGCUAUGCAUGACCUGUUAACAACAUUGUGAGACAGUCAAAAUGAAACAAGUACUUUGAAGUUGAGUUUAUUGAAUUAUUACUGAAUUAAGUACAAAGCUCUUACACCUUUUUGUAGGACCGAUUUUUUUUGAAUGAAUGUUCAUUUCCGACUCGUUUCAUUUACUAUUUUCAAAUAUAGAAAAUUGUUUCAGACUUGGCAGGUCACAUAAAUAGCAGAUGGUUAAUUUGUUAAAACCUGUCUUCUGCAGACAAGAAUUCUGUCGUCUUCUGAUGGUGUUGGUAUAAUUAAACUGCACUUGACAGAAAUGUAAACGUGCAAAAAAUGAA
Messenger RNA from Acanthaster planci (crown-of-thorns starfish), 4092 nucleotides. RefSeq names its product pre-mRNA splicing regulator USH1G-like. Gene Ontology annotation, molecular function: protein binding. The record is from RefSeq and is a predicted model, not a curated record. NCBI's taxonomy places the organism in Eukaryota, Metazoa, Echinodermata, Asteroidea, Valvatida, Acanthasteridae.